CACCUUCCCCCCGGCCAGGAGCGCAGCCGCCGCCGCCGCCGCCGCGUCCUCACAGCCUUGCGCUCCGCCCGCUGCCUCUGCCGCCGCAGCCCGGCCCAGGAGCGCAGAUCCUUUGGGCACCGGCCCCGCAGCCUGCCCACCCUUUGGGCCGCGUGCGCUGCAGCCGGCAUGGGGGGCCACUGAGAGCCGGCACUCCUUCCCUCUGGUACCUCCCCCGGCCACUGGCCACUGGACUCCGGCCAGCGAGCCUCGGGCACCUCUGGCCCCAGUCCGGAGCCUGGCACGGCCCUCAGCUCUGCCCCUCCGGCUCUGAGCAUCGUGUCCCUGCCCCCCCCGCCCGUGCCUGGGACACCUGGGUCCCCCGGCGGCCCUGAGGAGAGGGGCGGGGGGGGGGUUAUGAAGCCGCUGGAGAAAUUUCUGAAGAAGCAGACGUCGCAGCUGGCGGGGCGAACGGUGGCGGGAGGUCCCGGCGGGGGUCCGGGGAGCUGCGGCGGGCCUGGAGGGGGUGGGGGACCUGGCGGGGGCGGCGGUCCAGCCGGGGGACCGCGGCCGCUGCAGCGGCGUCAGAGCGUGUCUCGCCUGCUGCUCCCAGCUUUCCUCCGGGAGCCCCCCGCCGAGCCGGGGCUGGAGCCGCCCCCAGAGGAGGACGGAGGAGAGCCGGCGGGGGUCGCGGAAGAGCUCGGCAGCGGAGGGCCCUGUUGGCUGCAGCUGGAGGAGGUCCCGGGGCCCGGGCCGCUCGGGGGAGGGGGACCCCUGCGUUCCCCUUCCUCGUACUCCUCAGACGAGCUGUCCCCCGGCGAGCCUCUGACUCCUCCACCCUGGGCCCCUCUGGGCGCCCCCGAGCGGCCGGAGCAUCUUCUGAACUGGGUUCUGGAGCGGCUGGCCGGAGGGGCCACCAGGGACAGCGCCGCUUCAGAUACCCUGCUGGAUGACAUCGUCCUCACUCAUUCGCUCUUCCUUCCCACGGAGAAAUUUCUGCAGGAGCUGCACCAGUACUUUGUUUGGGCAGGAGGCAUGGAAGGCCCUGACGGGCUGGGCCGGAAGCAGGCCUGUCUAGCCAUGCUCCUUCACUUCUUGGACACCUACCAGGGGCUGCUGCAGGAGGAAGAGGGGGCUGGCCGCAUCAUCAAGGACCUGUACCUGCUGAUUAUGAAGGAUGAGUCUCUUUACCAGGACCUCCGAGAGGACACACUGAGGCUGCACCAGCUUGUGGAAACAGUGGAGCUAAAGAUCCCGGAGGAGAGCCAGCCGCCCAGCAAGCAGGUAAAGCCACUCUUCCGCCACUUCCGUCGGAUAGACUCCUGUCUGCAGACCCGCGUGGCUUUCCGGGGUUCCGAUGAGAUCUUCUGCCGGGUCUACAUGCUUGAUCACUCUUACGUGACCAUACGCAGCCGCCUCUCAGCAUCUGUGCAGGACAUUCUGGGCUCUGUGACGGAGAAAUUGCAGUACUCAGAGGAGCCUGCGGGGCGUGAGGAUUCCCUCAUCCUGGUUGCUGUGGCCUCCUCAGGAGCUCGUUCUCCUGCAGAGAAGGUCCUUCUCCAGCCGACUGAAGACUGCGUCUUCACCACACUGGGCAUCAACAGCCACCUGUUUGCUUGCACCCGAGACAGCUUUGAGGCCCUGGUGCCCCUUCCUGAGGAGAUCCAGGUCUCCCCUGGAGACACGGAGAUCCAUCGCGGGGAGCCUGAGGACGUGGCCAACCACCUUACCGCUUUCCACUGGGAGCUGUUCCGCUGUGUGCACGAGCUGGAGUUCGUGGACUACGUGUUCCACGGGGAGCGCGGCCGCCGGGAGACGGCCAACCUCGAGCUGCUGCUGCAGCGCUGCAGCGAGGUUACCCACUGGGUGGCCACCGAGGUGCUGCUCUGCGAGGCCCCGGGCAAGCGCGCGCAGCUGCUCAAGAAGUUCAUCAAGAUCGCGGCCAUCUGCAAGCAGAACCAGGAUCUGCUGUCCUUCUACGCCGUGGUUAUGGGGCUGGACAACGCCGCCGUCAGCCGCCUGAGGCUCACCUGGGAGAAGCUGCCAGGGAAAUUCAAGAACUUGUUCCGCAAAUUCGAGAACCUGACGGACCCCUGCAGGAACCACAAAAGCUACCGGGAAGUGAUCUCCAAGAUGAAACCCCCUGUGAUUCCUUUCGUGCCUCUGAUCCUCAAAGACCUGACUUUCCUGCACGAGGGAAGUAAGACCCUGGUAGAUGGCUUGGUGAACAUUGAGAAGCUGCAUUCAGUGGCCGAAAAAGUGAGGACAGUCCGCAAAUACCGGAGCCGGCCCCUUUGCCUUGAUAUGGAGGCCUCCCCACAUCACCUGCAGACCAAGGCCUACGUGCGCCAGUUCCAGGUCAUCGACAAUCAGAACCUCCUCUUCGAGCUCUCCUACAAGCUGGAGGCCAACAGUCAGUGAGAACUGAGGUUCUGGUCGGCCCCUCACCAGGGUCCUUGGGCACCUGGCACUCAAGCACUUUGCACAACUCCCUGCCCACACCUGACAGCUUUCUUCUGGAGCCGCUUCCUGCCCCACAGGAAGGAGUUGAAUGGACUGAGCCCUGGACUCAUAAGCCUGUUCUUCCUGCUGAAGUCCUCUCCCCCGUGCUCCUUCAAGCCCAAGCCACCCUCUGCUAGUUCCUGCCCUCCCAGGGGAAGCAGUGGGCAGAUAGCUCCUUCCUUGGCCCCUCCCAUCCAGGUCUGUUCCGGAGAUGGAGUUUCCCAUCUCCUCUACCCAAGCAGGCAGGAAGGCUUUGCCCACCCCCCGCCCCAUCUCAUCUCACAGAGCAGAGCUGUGGGAGGGAUUGGCAGCCUUCCUCUCCACCACCUGCCUGGCUUCUGCCUGGCAUCUGCCUGACUUCUUCUUGGUGAGGGCUGGGACCCCUAGAUGCACCACCAGAUGUGAUAUUGCCCUUGUGUCUGUCUGCGUGCGUGUGUGUGUGUGUAUUUGCACGUGCGCGUGUGGCCCCUUUGAAGGAGUAGCGCUGCAUCUGGCAUUUGAGGGAAGGUGCUGUGUGUCCUGGGGAGGGGGUCCUUCUGUUUGGUGCUACCCUUGUCUGCUCUGCUCCCGGGACAGUAUGGGGUGCUUUCCCUACCCCCACCACUCCCUGCCCAGCUCCUCCGCUGCCCUGCACACCCAGGCUUGUGGGUGAAGCUGCUCCGGAGGGCAGGGAGCAGGAGCAGACAGGAGGGUUACCAUCAGCCCUUACAGGUCCCCCACUCAGGCCUCCUAAAGUUCCCUGGGUGGGCUCUGAUGAGAGGGUAAAAGAAGCUCAGGGAAACAGAGGCCUAAGCUGCCUACAGGACCCUCCCUCCACAUUGCAGUGGGGUGAGUCAUGGUAGCAGGAGUUCAAGGUUGAUUUCUGCCCAUCCUCCUGAUUUUAGGGUGUCUGAAGGCAAUGGCAGCCCGCUCCAGUACUCUUGCCUGGGAAAUCCCAUGGGCGGAGGAGCCUGGUAGGCUGCAGUCCAUGGGGUCGCUAAGAGUCGGACAC
Messenger RNA from Capra hircus (goat), 3472 nucleotides. It is a transcript of the gene RAPGEFL1, whose product is annotated as Rap guanine nucleotide exchange factor like 1. The coding region runs from base 397 to 2400 and encodes 667 amino acids. Gene Ontology annotation, biological process: positive regulation of GTPase activity; Ras protein signal transduction. Gene Ontology annotation, cellular component: plasma membrane. The transcript is spliced from 15 exons. Gene Ontology annotation, molecular function: guanyl-nucleotide exchange factor activity. NCBI's taxonomy places the organism in Eukaryota, Metazoa, Chordata, Mammalia, Artiodactyla, Bovidae. The record is from RefSeq and is a predicted model, not a curated record.